AAAAAGCCAAGGACUGACUGAGAAGCAGCUAGAAAGAGAGAGAGAGAGAGCCAAAGCCUUACAUAGCGAAAGAGACAAAGAGAUAAACGCGAAAAAAUGGAACACGAGGAUAAUAACGCUCAGUUUGAUAACUUUCUGCAAAAUCGCCUCGCGGAGAGUCUGCAAAUGGCUGCUGGCGCCGGUCAAGUGGCCGAUGUUGCCGGUGACUUGAUGGUGGUGCCUCCUCAAAAAUCGGAUGAACAGCAGCAGCAGCACGACGAAGACGAUGAGGAAUGGAAAUACAUACAAGAAGUGCAGCAGAGCGAGAAGCACCAGCAGCAACUCCAACAACAACAACAACUUCAACUCGAUGAUGAGCUUCAUCAUGACUUGAGUUUGAAUUUAAAUUUGGAUCCAAUUGUGGUGGGCAAUGGUAGAGCAGCGGCUCCACCUGGUGCCAUCGACUAUGAGGAGGGGGAGGAGGAUGAAGUUGAGGUCAUUAAAAACAAUGAUAAUGAUUUCUCAACAAAUUCCAAUACCGAAACGACCACAUCUACAGGUGAGAUAAAGGAAAAGGAUAACGAAUUGAUCCAUCCGUUGGUCGGAGAACAAUUCCAACAACAACAACUGGAACAACACCAUGAACAACAGCAGCAUCAUGAGGAUGAGGAUGAACCCAGUUCGGUGGCCACCACAUGUGGCACCACCAGCAGCCUGAGUGAGCAUCAACCUGCACCCCAAUAUGAAGGCGGCUUCGAUAAUAAAGAGAAUAACGAUCCAUUUUCCGCUGCAAAUCAAUCACCACUCGCACUGAAUCCUAAUGCUAUGGAAUUUGUGCCAAACUUUGGCUCCCAGCCCACUUCCCCCUCACCCAUACCGGAAAGUCACAUUAAUCCCCAUCAACUGAUAGCCGGUGGAGUGAAUUUGGAUGACCUAGUGGCGGAAAGUCCACGCAAGGGUUCCAAUCGUGUCAAUAUGGAUGCUAUCAAUGUGCCCGAUGAACUGGAAUUCGAUAAUGAGGCAGCCAAGCGGCCACAUGAGUUGGAGCAGGCCGAUGAUGUAUUUGGUCAGGAGCAGCAGCAGGAAGAGUUGCAGCAGCCACAGCUUUUAAAUGGAGCUGGAGAUUCUGCUGAUAUCAUUCUGGAUCAUGGUCCCGAAACAAGUGUCGAUUUGGAUGCACCAGCUACACCAACUGAAGAGGAUGUGAUGAAUCGAUCCCUCUAUGCUGAACAUAAUAAUGCAUCCGCUAUCGAGGACAUUCUCAAUUCAGUUCAGCCUCUGCCCAUCAACACUCAGCUGGAUGAUGAAUUCGCUGAAAAGGAGUUGCUGCAUGUCGAGGAAAAGGAACACAUUUCGCAAUCACCUUCCACAGAGGAACUCCAGGAGGAGGAGGAGGAGCACCAGCAGCAACAGCCAGAGCAUCAAUUAUUUGCUGCCCAGGAUCCUAUGCAGGCAUCAUUCUAUCUUGAGCACACUUCAAGUGAGAAUCAGGAUCCCUUCAAUCUGGCAGCAGCAGAUCAAUUGAAUCAGAGCCUUUUGUUGGACACAAGUGCUCCAUUAUUUAGUCCAGAAGCAGCAGACUCCACUCCUGUGACCAAGCUGGAAUUGGAGCCACAAGAGGCCGCUGUGGUAGACAUAACACCAUCUCCCCUAUCAUCCACUGAAGAGAAACAUCUGGUAGAGGAAACCAAGGAGCAGGAGCCUCUCGAAGAACAAGAGUAUCAAAAAACCGGCACGAAUUUGAUCCAGGAGCAAGCUUUACUUGAGCACAAUGAUGAUGGUCCACUAGAAUUCACAGUCGGAGCUCCGCCACAGGUGGAGGAGUAUACUGCCUUAAGCAAUGCAGCCGCCGACUUUGUGGAUAAUUUAAGCUCAACUCUGGAAAGUAAUCCAUUUGCUGCUUCUUUGGAGAAGGAAAUUGUGAAUAAAUUUACUCUUGAGCCGGAGUCGCAACCUUCUAUUGGAGCUUUUGACAGUCACUUGGAAGAACCCCCAAUUUCCCAACUUCAGGACGUGGGAGUCAACUACAACCCACUGGAAUUGCAAGAAGAGCUGAUCGAGGAGACGCAUCACUUUACCAAUGGCGUUGAAAGCCAUAUUACACCAGAGCCACCAGUUCAUGUGGAGCAGGAAGUUGAGAAGGUGUUGCACUUUGAUAUACCAGAGCAGCAGGAGCCACCAAAGGUGGAACAAGAGCCCGAGCCGGAGCCUGAAAAGGAACUUCUGCACAUUGAAGCGCCUGCUGCUGUUCAGGAACAAGAGCCAAUUCCAGAGCCAGUUCCAGAGGAGCCUAUCGUUGCUGUGACACAGUCUUUAAUUGCUGAGGAGGAGCCACCUAAAGUGGCCGAGCCCGAACCUUUGGCAGAACCCCUUAUUAGCAGCGAACCUAUUAAGGACGAACCAGUGGUGGCUGCUGAGCCAACUGUUGAAGCUCCAGUUGUCGCGGCUGUAGCUGCAGCCGGUGCUGUCGCUGCUGUGGCAGCCGCUGCUGUAGUUGCCAAACCCAAGAUCGGCAAGACCUCACCAACUGAGGCCAAGAAGCCAGCAGCAGCGCCUGCCAGGAGUGGAGUUACUGCCACCAAAGCGAAACCAGCAACGACAUCUGCUGCCAAAAAGCCACUUGCUGCAGCUCCAAGCAAGACCUCGACGGCUGCAGCACGCCCACGAACUGCACCAGCAACAGGAGCAGCAGCCAAGCCGGCAUCAACGGUGGGAGCUGCUGCCAAACCGGCAACUGCGGCACGCAAACCUUUAACCAGUACUUUAGCAGCCAAACCCGGACCUAAGACGACCACAACAGGCGCUUCCACAGCACGCCCAGCCACAGCUCCGGUGAGCAAGACAACAGCACCAACAGCUACUCGCAGUGCUCCAACCACGGCACGUAAGCCAAUUUCUUCCACCACGACAACUUCCUCAGCUGCCCAGGUGAAGCCACGAUUGGCUGCCACUUCUGCAGCUGCUGGAGCCCCGAAACCGAAGGUUCCAUCGCCAAAAAGCACUUUGUCCUCCACAUUGCGCAAGACAGCAGCGCCUACAUCGGCCUCCUCAACUACAUCAACAAGUGCACGCAGUCCUACAAAGGCUCUGGCUAAUGGUGUUGCCAAGAGCUCUGUCGGAGGCACUGCCACCGCCACUCACACCACGCGAGUCAGGUCGGCCACAACCACAGGAGCAACCAAUGGCAGCAGCACUUCCACCACGACAACCACAACCACAACGACAACAAAGACUUUCACAGCACGACCAGCACCCAAGUUCACACACUCGGUAACUGGACCAACUGCUGCCAGCACUGCGCGACGCACUGCUUCAAGCACAGGCGUCACUGCUGCCGCCCAGCGCAAAUCGUCACCAUUGAAGACCACAACCCGUUCAUCGCCACUGAAGCCACUUGGCAGUGCCAACAACUCGCCGCUGAAACCGAAAGCCAAAGAAUCCGCAACUACUAAAACAUCCCCAACAGGAUUAAAGGGCAAAGGAGCCGCCGCCACGCCCAUCAAGGCCACAAAUGGCGUGGCCAAGCAGCAGGAGCAGCAGGUACAAGAGCCAGUCGAAUCGGAGGCAACUCACAAUGGCAACGGCAAUGGUAAUGGCAUUUUGCAUGACGAUACCGAAGAACUGCAUCAGCCUCAGGAUUCGGCACCAGUUGCCGCAGCUGAUGUUGCAUUGUUGGAUUUCUAAAUCGAGCCUGGGGCAACUUCGACCCCGCAUCUAAUGUCAAAAGGGGUUCGAUGGGGGAAAAACUAAGAUGGAAUGCAAAAACGAAUAAAUGAAGCAAAAAGAAAUCAACUAAAAACUAAAAAAAAAACAACAACCAAGAAAUACUUUACUAAUAUUAUAAAACAUAUUAUGCAAAAGUAAAAAUCGAACCAAUA
Messenger RNA from Drosophila willistoni, 3857 nucleotides. It is a transcript of the gene Map205, whose product is annotated as 205 kDa microtubule-associated protein. Lineage: Eukaryota; Metazoa; Arthropoda; Insecta; Diptera; Drosophilidae. The record is from RefSeq and is a predicted model, not a curated record. Bases 97 to 3663 code for a protein of 1188 amino acids. The transcript has 2 exons.